AUGGCUUCUGUCGACUCUACUGCUCUGAAUGGCCAUCUCGAAGCCAAUGGCAAUGGCACCGCAUUAUCAGCCGCCCAAAAGCUUAUGCAGAAGCAUGAAGCACAUAAGCCUACGGUUGAGGAUGUGCCCGACGAGGCAGAUCUGAAGCACCCCGAGCCGCCGGUGUCGACCAGUGUUCUUGAAGACAAAACUGAUGCGCCUGCUCCUGGAUGGGUACCUCCAGUGUCGACAAAAGCAGCUGGAAAACAGAAGGAGGAAUUGCCAGUCAAGGAGACCAAGCCCCUGUUGGACACACAGUCGGAGGAGCUGUUUCCCGGCUUGGGAAGUGGCCCAAAGCCCAGACAGCCAACAAACAUUACCCCAACUUGGGGCGCAAAGAAGCCAGCACCAGGUGUCUCACCCGUGAACGGGACGAAUGGCUUCUCGACAAACGGUACCUCUGCGCCUUCUUCUGGCAUAAAUACACCAGUGUCCGCAGCCAGUCAGGCUGCGCCCAAGGGAGGACCAAGGAAGAUGGAGAUCCCGGGUCAGGUUCAAGAGAGGAUCUUCUUAGAAAAGAAUCAGAUGCUCCCUCGCCCGCAAUUGAAGAAGCCAUUGCCGGAUAUCCUGAAGGACAUCAACCGGAAGUCGAGGAAGGUAAAUGUCACGCUUUCAGCAGGGGAGAACGGCAUUACUUUCUACGCAACUGGCCCAUCCGAAGCUGCCAUCCAAGCUUUGCGAGAUGUCGUGGCACAGGUUGGAGCUAAGAUCUCUACUAAAGUCUCCAUUCCUCAAUCUGCGAGAGCUCACAUCAUUGGCAAACAAGGUUCGAAAAUAAAGGAAAUACAGGAGAGAACCGGUGCACGUGUCCAAAUUCCCAAACUGGAGGAUGCACCAGCUCCAACGGACGACGAUGAUGAUGCUAUGAUCGAUAUAGUGGUAGAAGGCAAUGCAUUAAGUGUUGGAGCGGCACAGAGAGAAAUUCUCGCAAUUGCGGCCGAAAGAACGGCAACGGUGACUACGAAGCUUCGCACUAUCCCAGCAGAACUUUACCCCUUUAUUGCCGGUCCGCAGAAUGAAAAAGUCAACGAGCUGGAAGAAGCGAAGGGUGUUCAGAUCCGGGUUCCCCCAUACCAUACCUGGAGAACCCAACCGCCCCCUCAGAAACCUCUCCCAGGCAAGCUUCCGGUAUUUCUUCCUGCCGCCGAUGGCAACCACAUCACUAUUGCUGGAGAACGCUCUGCGGUUCAGGCGGCGAGGGCAGAGAUUGAACGCCUUGCUGAUGAGUUCCAACGACAAAUGUCAGUUGACCAGUUUCCCAUAAACAAUGGUCGGCAUCAAUUCAUCAUUGGCAAGCGAGGUGUAGAGCCACAAAAGUUCUUCGCUGAUACUGGAUGUGCGAUUAUUCUUCCCGGCGAUGAGGAUGAUGAUAUGAUUACCAUUAUUGGUCCUCCUCAUCAGACUCCCGUGGCGAGAAACAUGGCCAUCAAUUUAGCUGCGAGCAUGCAAUCUUCGAGCAUCGAUAUCUCCCGCCAACACCGAAAUGCUCCCGGAGCUUCCAGCGCACAUGCACGGUACCUCACUCAGUACUUGCGCCAACGUAAGGUCAUCGAAGAGCUCGAGAAACUUCACCAGGCCCAUAUUGUCACAUCAAUCAACCAAGAGGGUAAUGCGGCACCAUGGGAGUUAUAUUCUCGUGAUUACAACAACGCUAUCAAUGCUCAGGCAGAUAUCACCAACAUCGUUUCUGCCCAUCCUCCAUCGCGACUGACGACCGUUCCUGUGGACCCCUUCUUCCACCUGUAUCUCCAAAAUGACAUCACUCCAAGAGUGAAGAAAGAUUAUGGUGUACAUGUGGUCAUUCCACCAUCCUCUGAGCCUGACGCCCCGGUACUGCUGGUUUUUGAAGGGGAGCACGGAUUAAAUCCAGACUACCAGGUACCACGUGGUCAACCAACCCCCGACGAAAUACAAACCUUCCAGCGAGGCCUGCAAGAUGCUCGGAAGCAUAUCUUGGACAUUAUCAAUGCGCAGGCGCAAAUUAUUAGUACAUCAAUUGAUGUGCCUAAGAUUUACCAUGAGAAGCUUCGCAAAUAUAUCAAAAGUGAACAGCAAAACCGAGCAGCAGAUCAAAUCCCUGUACGAGUUUCCGCUGCUGACACCAUUGUUAAUCUCCGAGGCCCUGCACCUGCCGUCGAGUCCUUGGCCGUCAAGGUGAAAGCAUUCGUCGAGCAAGCCAUACAAGACGACAAGGAACGUGGCUUCACGCUCUCCUUUGACUUUCCACAAAAACACGCCAACCAACUUAUUGGUAAAGGAGGCAGCAAUAUUCGCGAGUUGCGUGAAAAGUUCGACGUGGAGAUCCAGGUUGAUGAUGGGAAGGUCGAAUUAAAGGGUCCAAAAGCAAAGGCGGAAGCUGCCAAAGCACAUAUCUCGGCAUUAGGAAGACAGUGGGCUGAUGAGGCUACGUAUAUCCUCAAAAUUGAGCCUAAGUACCACCGCGAACUUAUCGGCGCCCAAGGCAACCAAAUCAACAAACUUCAGACCAGAUAUAAAGUUCAAAUCCACUUCCCUCGCCCAGCUCGACCUUCAAAAGAUGACCAGUCAAGCGUCGAUGCAACUAGCGAAGCUGGUCGCAAGGGCGGUCGUCGCGAACAAGAACCUGAUGAGGUAAUUGUCAAAGGGCCAAAGAAGGGAGCCGACGAAGCGAGAGACGAGAUCCUUUCUUUGCUCCAGUAUCUCAAGGAUAACUCAUACACGGCCACGGUGUCAGUACAGCCGAGCCAGAUCCCCUCGCUUAUUGGCCAACGGGGAAGUGGUAUGGACGAGCUUCGACAAACUACCGGGGCGAAGAUUGAUGUUCCGAAUGUCAGAGAUUCCAAGGACGCAACUGGCCUAGUAGAAAUCCAGAUCAAGGGUACAAAAUCUCAAGUAGCACAGGCCAAGAAGAUACUCGAGGAGAAGAAGGACAUCUUUGACCACACUAUUACAAAGACUUUGGAGGUUGAUAAGAAACACCACCGGGCCUUGAUUGGUGCUGGAGGCUCCACUCUCCGAGACAUUGUUGUCAAGUCUGGUGGAUCAGAUGAUCGCCGAGAACUUGCUCGAACAGUUCAAUUCCCCAAGGCUGAAUCUGAUGGAAACUUGAUCAAGAUUGAAGGCAAUAAGGAUGUCGUUGAAAAGAUCAUUGCGGCCAUGCAAAAGAUCAUAGCCGAACGGGACAGUCAGACUACCGAGACAAUCGAUAUCCCGACAGACAAGCAUCGCUCCUUGAUCGGACGCGGAGGAGAAACGAAGAAGGAACUCGAGUCGAAGCUUAAGGUUUCACUCGAUAUACCACGGCAAGGCAGCGGUCAAAGCGGUGUCAAGAUCACUGGUUUGCCUGCGGAUGUUGAGAAUGCAAAGGCUCACAUUCUUACUCUUAUGAAGGACCAAGAAGGUGAGACGGUCCAAGUGCCUCGAAAGCUCCACCACGCCAUCGCGGAUAACGGUCAGUUUUUCCGCAGGAUGCGAAAUGAUCAUCAGGUCACAGUUGAUCAUGCUGGCCACAAACUCCCACCAAAGCCUGCGGCACCAACAAACGCACGAGCGAACGGCGCCCUGCCCCUGAUUACAGAUGAUGUAGACGCAGCCGAAGAUUUGUUCUCAUGGACUGUAGUCAGCAAUGCAGACUCUGCAGUGGACGGCGAGAUCCCUUGGAUCUUACGUGGUUCCUCCGAAAAUGUGGCCAAGGCCAAAGCUGCACUCCUGGCAGCUAUGGAACAGGCAUCGAAGAACAGCCAUGUCGGUUACCUGGUACUCCCCGACCCGCGUACAUACCGAUAUGUUAUCGGCCAAGGCGGCAACAAAGUCAACAGCAUCCGAAAGGCAACCGGAUGCAAGAUUACUGUUCCUCGCGACCAGGCCAAGGGCGAAGCGAUUGAGAUUCUGGGAAGUGCCGAGGGCGUUGAAAAAGCGAGGGAGUUGGUCCUCAAGGCCGUAAAAGAGGGCGGUAAUGGUGCGAAUGGGAGCAGAGCUUAG
Molecule: messenger RNA, 3999 nt
Organism: Amorphotheca resinae ATCC 22711
Lineage: Eukaryota; Fungi; Ascomycota; Leotiomycetes; Helotiales; Amorphothecaceae
Exons: 4
Coding region: 1-3999 (1332 amino acids)
Biological process (GO): nuclear division
Cellular component (GO): nucleus; cytoplasm
Molecular function (GO): mRNA binding
Source: RefSeq, a predicted model, not a curated record